Macadamia integrifolia is the source of this 2342-nucleotide messenger RNA. Its product is annotated as cellulose synthase-like protein G2. Bases 34 to 2253 code for a protein of 739 amino acids. Lineage: Eukaryota; Viridiplantae; Streptophyta; Magnoliopsida; Proteales; Proteaceae. The record is from RefSeq and is a predicted model, not a curated record. Gene Ontology annotation, biological process: cellulose biosynthetic process; plant-type primary cell wall biogenesis. Gene Ontology annotation, cellular component: trans-Golgi network; plasma membrane. The transcript is spliced from 8 exons. Gene Ontology annotation, molecular function: cellulose synthase (UDP-forming) activity; mannan synthase activity.
GGUAGCUGAGACUAGAACUGGGAGCAGUAAGAGAUGGAGGAGAUGAAGAACUCCCUACCUCUUCAUGAGUGGAAAGUUCAGCAAUUUCAUGCUACCAUCUACAAACUUCACAAUCUCUUCCAUGCCAUAGCUUUGCUUGCCUUGCUCUACUAUAGAGUUUCUUCACUUUUCCUAUUUGGUGAGCUACCCACGUUGCCAUGGGCUCUCAUCUUUGCUUCUGAGCUCUUACUCUGCUUCAUUUGGUUGCUCCGCCUGCCUUUCCGUUGGUGUCCGGUGUAUCGAACCGUCUUUCCGGAGAGAUUACCAAGGGAUGAUGAGCUUCCGGCGGUUGAUGUGUUCAUUUGCACGGCUGACCCAAACAAGGAGCCCACAUUUGAUGUGAUGAACACGGUGGUGUCGGCUAUGUCCCUUGAUUAUCCCCCGGAGAAACUCUCUGUUUAUCUCUCUGAUGAUGCAGGUUCUCCCCUUACUCUCUAUGCCCUUCGUGAGGCGGCUUCCUUUGCAGGUUCUUGGGUGCCCUUUUGCAGGAAAUACAAGAUUGGCACUGUCUGCCCCGAUGCAUUCCUGUCUGGAUCUUCCUCUGCCCAUGGUGAUGGUUCAUAUCUUCGCUCCAUGGAUUUCAGUCCAGAGCUCGAGAAGAUUAAGUUGAAGUACCAGUUGCUCAAAGAACGCUUUCAGAGAGCUAAAGAAAAUUGUGAGAUUGGGCGACAUGAUCAUCCUCCUCUAAUCGAGGUGAUAAGUGACAAUCGAAUCAUUGCAAUUGGCGAUGAGCAAGCUAAGAUUCCUCUCCUUACUUAUGUUUCCCGUGAAAAAAGAUCCACUCAUCCUCACAAUUUCAAAGCUGGAGCUCUCAACGUCCUUCUUCGGGUAUCAGGAAUUAUAAGCAAUGCUCCCUACAUUUUGGUUUUGGACUGUGAUAUGAACUGCAACAAUCCAUCCUCAGUUCGGCAGGCGAUGUGCUUUCAUCUUGAUCCUAAAUUGUCUCCAUCACUUGGCUUCGUUCAAUUUCCUCAGGCUUUCUACAAUGUAUGUAACAAUGACAUCUACGAUGGACGGUUGCGUAGAGCAUUUAAGACAAUGUGGCCAUGCUUGGAUGGGCUUCAAGGACCAAUACUAUCUGGCACAGGAUUCUAUAUCAAAAGACAGGCCUUGUAUGGGAUUCCCAUGCAAGAAGAUGACGAUCUCUUUCAACUUAGAUCGUCUUUUGGUAAUUCCAACAAGUUAAUUGCAUCACUAAACAAAAGUUAUCAUCUUAAUCCCAUCAAUGGAGGUACCAUAUCAUCAUCAAAAGAAUUGAUACAAGAGGCUCAACUUUUGGCCUCAUGCAGCUAUGAGAAAGACACACAAUGGGGUGAACAGAGGGGUUUCCUAUACCACUCUAUAGUGGAGGAUUACUUUUCAGGGUUUAUUAUGCACAGUAGAGGAUGGAAGUCAGUCUAUUAUGAACCUUCAAGUCCAGCUUUCUUGGGUAGUGCUACCAUCACUUUCAAUGAAAGCAUGAUCCAGAACUUGAGAUGGAACUCAGGGUUGCUAGAAGUAGGUCUCUCAAGAUUCUGCCCAAUCAUCUAUGGAGUUUCCAGAAUGUCCAUUCCUCAGGCAAUGUGUUAUGGGUACUUUGCAUUUCAACCCCUAUAUUCUUUCCCUCUAUUGUGUUAUGCUACCAUCCCUCAACUAUGCCUUUUGGCUGGCAUCUCCUUGUACCCUAAGGUUUCAAAUCCUUGGUUUAUCAUCUUUGCGAUUAUAUACAUUUCUUCGCUUUCUCAGCAUAUGUUAGAGGUUCUCUUAUGUGGUGACUCAUUAAGGACAUGGUGGAAUGAACAGAGAAACUGGAUGAUAAAGUCAGUUGCUUGCUAUCCCUUCUCAUGUUUGGAUGUUUUUAUGAAGAAGAUUGGUAUAAGGGAGGCCAAUUUCAUACUAACCAGUAAAGUCAUUGAUGAAGAACAAAUUGAACAGUAUAAGAAGGGGAUAUUCCAUUUCAAAGGGUCCAAGUUGUUCCUUGUCAUAUUGGCCACAUUGGUAACUAUAAAUAUGGUGUCCCUUGGUGGUGGUUUGGCAAGAGUUAUAUCUGAAGCCAGUUAUGAUGAUAUGUUUGGGCAGGUCUUCCUUUCUUUUGCCAUCUUAACUUUUAAUUAUCCAAUAAUAGAGGGUAUGAUCUUCAGGAAGGACAAUGGAAGAAUUUCAACUUCGAUAUCAAUUAUAUCUGUCAUAGUCUCCAUAAUUUUCUUAUCUUUUGGAUCUUUCAUCUUCUUUUGAGUAAGGAUAUGUAUCCUAUAUUUUCUGUCUUAUUUUAAUCUUAUAGGAUCUUUGUUGUAUCUUAAUAAUUUCAAAGUUUAUUUCCAGCG